AUGCCAACCUUAUACCUGAAAUCAAAUAAGAAGCCAAAUGAGAAGCAUGAAGUCUUGAACGUCAAUACAGUCACCAAGAAAAAAUAUAAAGUGCGCCCCAAAGUUGUCAACAAGAAGACGGACAUCUUUAGCGUGGUGAGCAAGAAGAACGGGCCUAAACGGGAAAACGCAAAUGUCCAGGAGAACGAGCACCACACUCAGAGCCACGCCGAGACACUCGCUAGGCAGGCCAACAAGGAAGCCACGGAAAAGCUCGAAGCUAAGAUCGGGCGCGACUCAGUUCGCCAACACAUUCUAAGACCUCAAGAGUACAGAUCCGCCCCCGGCCAAAUGGAUUUCAAGAACAGUGUCAACAGCAUGGGCUUCUUCAAGCGACUCUUCGGGGGAAGUAGGACGCCGCCUCCUAUUCACUUCGACAACCCGGCCGGCGGUCCACCAGGCUUCGUACCCGUUGGCAAUAAUAACAAUAGAGGCAACAAUGGUAACGUUCCUGCCCCGCGGCGUGCUCAUAAUGCACCGAACCAAGCACCACCAGCUCGAGGUCCGGGGGUUCAGGGCCAAGGUCAGGGCAAUCCUCAACCGCCGCCGCCGCCGCCGCCGCCCCAGCAGCAGCAACAGCAACCCGAGUUCCUACAAGUGCCCCCUGUGAACAACGCCCGCGGCCCACAACCCGCAGAGGCGGAUCCUCAUCUGCAGCCAGGAGGGCAAACCGAGUAUGGUGAGCGGCCACGAGGGCAGGGCCGAAGCGAGUAUGCUGACGCUGAACCCGCUGUUCCUGAUGGCGGGCGGGGCGGAGGCGCGCCUGACAAUGGACCGCCUCAGCACCCGUGGAUGCCAGAGACACGGUUCUAUAAUCAGCAGCAGACGCGAAGGAGAAGACAGUGA
Alternaria ventricosa is the source of this 885-nucleotide messenger RNA. RefSeq lists its product as uncharacterized. The record is from RefSeq and is a predicted model, not a curated record. NCBI's taxonomy places the organism in Eukaryota, Fungi, Ascomycota, Dothideomycetes, Pleosporales, Pleosporaceae. The transcript is spliced from 3 exons. The coding region runs from base 1 to 885 and encodes 294 amino acids.